Molecule: messenger RNA, 2166 nt
Organism: Oncorhynchus masou masou (cherry salmon)
Lineage: Eukaryota; Metazoa; Chordata; Actinopteri; Salmoniformes; Salmonidae
Product: putative leucine-rich repeat-containing protein DDB_G0290503
Exons: 6
Coding region: 1-2112 (703 amino acids)
Cellular component (GO): plasma membrane
Molecular function (GO): transmembrane signaling receptor activity; nucleic acid binding
Source: RefSeq, a predicted model, not a curated record
AUGUCUGCAGCCUUGAAGGUCCCCAAGAACACAGUGGCCUCCAUCAUUCUUAAAUGGAAGAAGUUUGGAACCAACAAGACACUUCUUAGAGCUGGCCGCCCGGCCAAACUGAGCAAUCGGGGGAGAAGGGCCUUGGUCAGGGAGGUGACCAAGAAUUCAAUGGUCGAUCUGAGAGAGCUCCAGAGUUCCUCUGUGGAGAUGGGAGAACCAUCUCUGCAACACUCCACCAAUAAGGUCUUUAUGAGCGCUCAGGACCUCAAACUGAGGCAAAGCUUCACCUUCCAACAGGACAACGACCCUAAGCACACAGCCAAGACAAUGCAGGAGUGGCUACGGGACAAGUCUCUGCAUGUCCUGGAGUUGCCCAUACAUUUUCAAAGGUGGAAGAGACCCUCCAGAGUUGCUGCAGUGUGUGUUCUACUGGCUGUGAUCAUAGGCCUGUGGGAUUCCUAUGCAACUGCAGAGAGAGACCAGCUACAAAAAAGUCUAAAUACCUCAACCAGAGAGAGAGACCAGCUACAGAAUAGUCUGAAUACCAUGACCACAGAGAGAGACCAGCUACAGAAUAGUCUGAAUACCAUGACCACAGAGAGAGACCAGCUACAGAAUAGUCUGAAUACCAUGACCACAGAGGGAGACCAGCUACAGAAUAGGCUACAUACCAUGACCACAGAGAGAGACCAGCUACAGAAUAGGUUAAAUACCAUGACCACAGAGAGAGACCAGCUGCAGAAUAUUCUAAAUACCAUGAACACAGAGAGAGACCAGCUACGUAAUAGUCUAUUUUCCACGAACACAGAGAGAGACCAGAAAUGUAAUAGUCUAUUUUCCACAACCACAGAGAGAGACCAGCUACAAAAUAGUCUAAUUUCCAUGACCACAGAGAGAGAACAGCCACAAAAUAGUCUAAUUUCUACGACCACAGAGAGAGACCAGCUACAGAAUAGUCUGAAAACCAUGACCACAGAGAGAGACCAGCUACAUAAUAGGUUAAAUACCAUGAACACAGAGAGAGACCAGCUACGUAAUAGUCUGUUUUCCACGAACACAGAGAGAGACCAGAAAUGUAAUAGUCUAUUUUCCACAACCACAGAGAGAGACCAGCUACAAAAUAGUCUAAUUUCCACGACCACAGAGAGAGAACAGCCACAAAAUAGUCUAAUUUCUACGACCACAGAGAGAGACCAGCUACAGAAUAGUCUGAAAACCAUGACCACAGAGAGAGACCAGCUACAAAAUAGUCUAAUUACCACGGCCAUAGAGAGAGAUCAGCAUCAGAAUAGUGUAAAUACCAUGAACACAGAGAGAGACCAGCUACACAAUAGGCUAAAUUCCAUGGCCACAGAGAGAGACCAGCUACAGAAUAGGCUAAAUACUAUGACCACAGAGAGAGACCAGCUACAGAAUAGUCUAAAUACCAUGACCACAGAGAGAGACCAGCUGCAAAAUUGUCUAAUUUCCACGACCACAGAGAGAGACCAGCUACAGAAUAGUCUAAUUACCACUGCCACAGAGAGAGACCAGCUACAGAAUAGUCUAAUUACCAUGGCCACAGAGAGAGACCAGCUACAGAAUAGUCUAAUUACCAUGGCCACAGAGAGAGACCAGCUACAGAAUAGUCUAAAUACCAUGACCACAGAGAGAGACCAGCUGCAAAAUAGUCUAAUUUACAUGACCACAGAGAGAGACCAGCUACAGAAUAGUCUAAUUACCACGACCACAGAGAAAGAACAGCUACAAAAUAGUCUAAAUACCAGAACCACUGAAAUAGAUGAGCUGACGAAGAGUCUGAACACUGCGGCUAUGGAGCGUGACCAGCUACAGAAGUUGAUAGAAAGGCUGAACUGGGAGAACAAAGGGUCCUGUCCUGAAGGAUGGAGAAGGUUUGGCUGCAGCUGUUACUACCUCUCUACUGAGAAGAAAUCCUGGGAGGAGAGUAGACAGGACUGUCUGGAGAGAGGAGCAGAUCUGGUGAUCAUUAACAGGGAAGAGGAACAGACAUUCAUCAAUGGGUUUGAAUCAGUCAAAUAUGCCUGGAUUGGUCUGACUGACUCUGUUACUGAGGGGACCUGGAAAUGGGUGGACGGCACCCCACUGACCACAGCAAGGUAAGAGACUACUGAUCUAAUAACACUGACCACCCCAAGGUAAGAGACUACUGAUCUA